UUAUCUUGCUCUGGUCUUCAAUGGCAAUUCUCUCGACUUCUCACUUACUAUUCCACUGUUCAAAGCCCGAGUCAGGCUGUUCUUGGAAACCCAUUUGUUUCCCAGUAAAGAUAGCAACACCUACCCGCAAUGUCCCCGAGAAACUUGUGCUCUCUCCUCGGAGUGUCAAUGAAAAGAUCUCUGACUACACUUUCCCCUCCAAUGGCCCUCUUCCUUUGACCCCCUCACCACCAAAUGAUGAGUCAAGGGUGAGGCGGCACACGAUUUCAGUUUUUGUUGGCGACGAAAGUGGAAUGAUUAAUAGGAUUGCUGGAGUUUUUGCUAGGAGAGGGUACAACAUCGAGUCUCUUGCUGUUGGUCUGAACAAAGAUAAAGCACUCUUCACCAUAGUUGUCUCUGGUACUGAGAGAGUGCUGCAACAAGUUGUGGAGCAGUUACAAAAGCUUGUAAAUGUCUGGAAGGUUGAUGAUCUCUCAAGUGAACCCCAGGUUGAACGUGAGCUAAUGCUAAUAAAAGUGAAUGCCGAUCCACGGUUCAGAGCUGAGAUCAUGUGGUUAGUAGACAUCUUCAGGGCAAAGAUUGUGGAUAUCUCAGAACACUUGGUAACUAUUGAGGUAACUGGAGAUCCUGGCAAGAUGGUUGCUGUGCAAAAAAAUUUAAUGAAGUUUGGGAUCAAAGAAGUUGCUAGAACAGGAAAGAUUGCUCUUAGAAGGGAAAAAAUGGGUGCAUCUGCUCCAUUCUGGAGAUUUUCAACUGCUUCUUAUCCAGAUCUUCAAGAAAAAGUACCUAUCAGUGGUGUUGCUGGGGCCAGAGAUAGAUCAGUAUUUAGUGAGGCUGAUGUUUCUGGAGGGGGGGAUGUUUAUCCAGUAGAGUCGGCUGAUGGUUUUACAAUCAAUCAAGUUCUUGAUGCUCAUUGGGGUGUCCUCAAUGAUGACAACACGAGUGGACUUCAAUCUCACACUUUAUCCAUGAUUGUAAACGACUCUCCCGGAGUUCUCAACAAUGUUACAGGGGUUUUUGCUCGAAGAGGCUAUAAUCUUCAGAGUUUGGCUGUUGGACAUGCUGAAACAGAGGGGCUCUCUCGCAUAACAACAGUUGUCCCCGGUACAGAUGAAUCAAUUAGUAAGUUGGUGCAGCAACUCUGUAAGCUCGCGGAUAUUCAUGAGGUACAAGAUCUUACCCACUUGCCAUUUGCUGAAAGAGAAUUGAUGUUGAUAAAGAUUGCUGUGAAUGCUGCUGCUCGACAAGAUGUCCUCGACAUCGCCGACAUAUUCAGAGCCAAGGCUGUUGAUGUUUCUGACCACACAAUCACUCUAGAGUUAACGGGAGAUCUAGACAAGUUGGUUGCACUGCAGAGAUUGUUGGAACCCUAUGGCAUUUGCGAGGUUGCUCGAACUGGGCGUCUAGCGUUGGUGCGAGAGUCGGGUGUGGACUCCAAAUAUCUCCGUGGAUACUCUUUGCCUUUAUAAGUUAUUUUGGAGAAUCAAUUCCGGAAAGGUUGAACAAUCAAAGCUCUGGCGCUUCUUCUAUCUGAAA
This is a messenger RNA of Hibiscus syriacus, 1536 nucleotides long. Its product is annotated as acetolactate synthase small subunit 2, chloroplastic-like. Bases 21 to 1469 code for a protein of 482 amino acids. Gene Ontology annotation, cellular component: cytosol. The transcript is spliced from 11 exons. Lineage: Eukaryota; Viridiplantae; Streptophyta; Magnoliopsida; Malvales; Malvaceae. Gene Ontology annotation, molecular function: acetolactate synthase regulator activity; acetolactate synthase activity. Gene Ontology annotation, biological process: L-valine biosynthetic process. The record is from RefSeq and is a predicted model, not a curated record.